This is a messenger RNA of Phodopus roborovskii (desert hamster), 7509 nucleotides long. It is a transcript of the gene Brwd1, whose product is annotated as bromodomain and WD repeat domain containing 1. The transcript has 41 exons. Gene Ontology annotation, cellular component: nucleus. Gene Ontology annotation, molecular function: protein binding. The record is from RefSeq and is a predicted model, not a curated record. Gene Ontology annotation, biological process: cytoskeleton organization; regulation of transcription by RNA polymerase II; regulation of cell shape. NCBI's taxonomy places the organism in Eukaryota, Metazoa, Chordata, Mammalia, Rodentia, Cricetidae. The coding region runs from base 66 to 6809 and encodes 2247 amino acids.
CAGGUCAGGCCUCGGCGCGGCCUACACGCUCCGCCCGCCCCGAGCCCCGCGCCCCGCGCCCAGCCAUGGCGGAGCCUUCGCCAGCCCGGCGUCCGGUGCCUCUCAUCGAGUCGGAGCUGUACUUCCUCAUCGCCCGCUACCUCUCGGCUGGCCCGUGUCGCCGAGCGGCGCAGGUGCUGGUGCAGGAGCUGGAGCAGUACCAGCUGUUGCCGAAGAGGUUGGAUUGGGAGGGCAACGAGCACGACAGGAGCUACGAGGAAUUGGUCUUGUCCAAUAAGCAUGUGGCUCCUGACCACCUGUUACAAAUCUGCCAGCGCAUCGGCCCGAUGCUGGACAAAGAAAUCCCACCCAGUAUUUCAAGAGUCACUUCUUUGCUUGGUGCAGGAAGGCAGUCUUUGCUACGUACAGCAAAAGACUGCAGGCAAACAGUGUGGAAGGGCUCUGCCUUUGCUGCUCUUCAUAGAGGAAGACCUCCUGAAAUGCCCGUGAACUAUGGCUCCCCACCAAGUCUUGUGGAGAUACAUCGAGGAAAACAGCUCACAGGGUGUUCCACUUUUAGCACAGCGUUCCCAGGAACCAUGUACCAGCAUAUAAAGAUGCACAGGAGGAUUCUCGGACAUCUGUCUGCUGUGUACUGUGUAGCAUUUGAUAGGACAGGACAUAGGAUCUUUACAGGGUCAGAUGAUUGUCUGGUAAAGAUUUGGUCCACACACAAUGGCCGCUUGCUGUCUACAUUAAGAGGCCACUCUGCAGAAAUUUCAGACAUGGCGGUCAACUACGAGAACACACUGAUAGCCGCUGGCAGCUGUGAUAAAAUCAUCAGGGUGUGGUGCUUGAGGACCUGUGCCCCAGUGGCUGUGCUACAAGGACACACGGGGUCCAUUACAUCCCUGCAGUUUAGCCCAAUGGCCAAAGGACCUCAGAGAUACAUGGUCUCCACUGGUGCUGAUGGGACUGUCUGCUUUUGGCAGUGGGAUUUGGAGUCCUUGAAAUUCAGUCCACGCCCCCUGAAGUUCACAGAAAAGCCAAGACCUGGUGUGCAGAUGCUGUGCUCUUCAUUUAGUGUUGGUGGUAUGUUUUUAGCUACAGGAAGUACAGAUCAUGUGAUCAGAAUGUAUUUUCUGGGGUUUGAAGCGCCUGAGAAAAUUGCCGAACUUGAGAGCCAUACCGACAAAGUUGAUAGCAUCCAGUUCUGUAACAAUGGCGACCGGUUCUUAAGUGGUAGCAGAGAUGGAACAGCACGGAUUUGGAGGUUUGAACAGUUGGAAUGGAGAAGCAUCUUACUAGAUAUGGCUACCAGAAUCUCUGGAGAUGCAUCUUGUGAAGAAGAGAGGUUUAUGAAGCCCAAAGUUACAAUGAUAGCUUGGAAUCAGGAUGAUAGCAUUGUGGUCACAGCUGUGAAUGACCAUGUCCUCAAAGUGUGGGAUUCGUACACUGGACAGCUGCUGCAUAACUUACUGGGACAUGCUGAUGAAGUGUUUGUUUUGGAGACACAUCCCUUUGAUUCCAGAAUUAUGUUAUCUGCAGGACACGAUGGCAGCAUAUUUAUAUGGGAUAUUACAAAAGGCACCAAGAUGAAACAUUAUUUUAAUAUGAUUGAAGGACAAGGACAUGGAGCCGUGUUUGACUGUAAGUUUUCACAGGAUGGACAACAUUUUGCCUGUACAGACUCUCAUGGGCAUCUUCUGAUAUUUGGUUUUGGAUGCAGCAAACCAUAUGAAAAGAUUCCCGAUCAAAUGUUUUUCCAUACUGACUACCGACCACUGAUAAGAGAUUCCAAUAACUAUGUCUUAGAUGAGCAGACACAACAGGCACCUCAUCUUAUGCCCCCACCAUUCUUGGUAGAUGUAGAUGGAAAUCCUCAUCCAACCAAGUACCAGAGAUUAGUACCAGGUCGAGAAAACUCAGCCGACGAACAUUUGGUUCCACAGCUAGGCUAUGUGGCCACAAGUGAUGGAGAGGUGAUUGAACAGAUUAUAAGCCUACAGACCAACGACAGUGGUGAAGCCAGCCCCGAAUCCAACAUUCUUGACGGGAUGAUCCGGCAGUUACAGCAGCAGCAAGACCAGAGACUGGGAGUGGGCCAGGACGGGACUGCAAAUGGACUUUCAGACGGGGAGGAAACUCCCCGAAGAGGGAGCUUUAGAAGACUGAGUUUAGACAUCCAGUCUCCUCCAAACAUCGGCCUCCGCCGGAGUGGGCAGGUUGAAGGUGUUCGUCAGAUGCAUCAGAAUGCUCCCAGAAGUCAGAUUGCCACCGAAAGAGACCUGCAGGCUUGGAAGCGGAGAGUGGUUGUGCCAGAGGCACCACCAGGCAUAUUCAGGCGGUUGGAAGAUUUUCGAAUGGAGAGAGGUGAAGAGGAGAGAAACCUGUAUGUGAUGGGAAGGAAAAAGACGUCUUCCCAGCUCUCACAAACGUCAAAUUCAGUGGUUUUGCUGUCCCAGUCAAGACAACGGACCUGUAGGCGUAAAUUUGCAAAUUAUGGUAGAAGAAAUGCUGGCCAGUGUGAAUUAUCUUCUGGAAAUGAGUCUUCAGGCUCCAUUAGACAUGAGACAUCCUGUGACCCAAGCGGAGGCUCUCGCUCUUCAGAAGACGAUGAGUGGAGGAGUGACAGCCGGAGUAACAGCGAAAGCUCAAGUGACUCUUCCUCUCGAUACUCUGAUUGGACAGCUGACACAGGAAUCAAUUUGCAGCCUCCUUUAAGGACAUCUUGUCGCCGUCGAGUAACCCGAUUCUGCAGUAGUUCAGAGGAUGAAAUGUCUGCAGAGAACGUAUCUCCUCCAAAAAGAAGGCGGAAAAGAAAGAAAGCAAGCAAGCCUAAAAGAGAGAGUUUGCGAAGGCUAACUCCACCAGAGCUUGCAGAUACGGAUCAUUUGUGUGAGUUUCACCCUCCGGUUUGGAUAACAGACACUACACUUCGCAAGUCCCCCUUUGUCCCUCAGAUGGGUGAUGAGGUGAUCUACUUUCGUCAGGGUCACGAAGCGUACAUUGAAGCUGUGAGAAGAAAUAAGAUUUAUGAGCUUAACCCUAAUAAGGAGCCAUGGAGGAAAAUGGAACUCAGGGAUCAAGAGUUGGUGAAAAUAGUCGGAAUAAGAUACGAGGUUGGACCACCUACCCUUUGUUGCCUCAAACUAGCAUUUAUAGAUCCAGCAACUGGCAGACUUACAGAUAAAUCUUUCUCCAUUAGAUAUCAUGAUAUGCCAGAUGUUAUUGAUUUUCUUGUGUUGCGCCAAUUUUAUGAUGAAGCAAGACAGAGAAACUGGCAGCCUUGUGACAGAUUUCGAUCUAUUAUUGAUGAUGCUUGGUGGUUUGGAACUGUGUUGAGUCAAGAGCCGUAUCAACCACAGUACCCUGACAGUCACUUCCAGUGUUACAUUGUUAGGUGGGACAAUACUGAAAUUGAAAAACUUAGCCCAUGGGACAUGGAACCAAUUCCUGACAAUGUUGAUCCACCAGAAGAAUUGGGAUCAAGUAUCUCUGUCACUUCAGAUGAGCUAGAGAAAUUGCUCUACAAACCACGAGAUGGUGAAUGGGGCCAGAGAUCAAGAGACGAGGAGUGUGAGCGCAUCAUCAGUGGCAUAGAUCAACUUUUAAACCUUGAUAUAGCAGCAGCUUUUGCAGGCCCAGUGGAUCUCUGUACUUAUCCAAAAUACUGCACAGUGGUGGCUUAUCCAACUGAUCUUUACACAAUUCGAAUGAGACUUGUUAAUCGAUUUUACAGGCGAUUAUCUGCAUUGAUUUGGGAAGUCCGCUAUAUAGAGCAUAAUGCAAGAACAUUUAAUGAACCUGAAAGUGUAAUUGCAAGAUCAGCUAAAAAAAUAACGGAGCAGCUUCUGAAAUUUAUUAAGAAUCAAGAUUGUACAAAUAUAUCAGAACUGUCUAACACAUCAGAAAACGAUGAUCAGGAUGCCGAUGAUUUGGACGAUAGUGACCUCCCUAAAACGUCUUCUGGAAGGAGAAGGGUCCUUAGCUGGGAAAAAAGGAGCAGCAGGGCCACCGGCUGUGUUGAGAGCGACUGGAGGAGACAGUGCAAGGCCUUGCUCAUCUUGAUUUUUCAGUGUGAGGACUCUGAGCCUUUCAGACAGCCAGUGGACUUGGUUGAGUACCCAGAUUACCGAGAUAUUAUAGACACUCCAAUGGACUUUGGAACAGUAAGGGAAACUCUAGAAGCUGGGAAUUAUGAUAGCCCUGUGGAAUUUUGCAAAGACAUCCGAUUAAUAUUUAGCAAUGCAAAAGCAUAUACACCUAACAAAAGAUCAAAGAUUUACAGUAUGACUUUGAGAUUGUCUGCUUUGUUUGAAGAAAAGAUGAAGAAAAUCUCUUUUGAUUUUAAAAUUGGUCAAAAAUUCAAGGAGAAACUUCGACGAAGCCAAAGAUUUAAGCAACGACAAAGCUGUAAUAGUGCCAUUCAUGUUGACAGAAAUGUAAGAAAUAUCAAACAGAAGCAGUUCAAAUCUCAGACAAAAGUAAUUCCACAGUUGACGUGUCCUCCCUCCCAGUCUACCUCAAGCAGGGCACCUUUGUCUGCAGCCCUCAGGACAAGCACUGGAGCCUCUUCAGGCUUCACUUCGGGGGACUCUUCAGAUUCAGCGGGGUCAUUAGAAAGAGUGAGAAGAAAUAGACCUGAAAGUCUGAGGAAUGGUUCUGAGCUGUCAGAAAGUGAAAUGGAAGAUUUCAUUGCUACCUCUUCAUCGUCUUCAGCUUCUAAUAGUUCCGAGGAAAGCAAAGAGAGUCCCGGGGCUCCGGAGUGCUCCUUGCGCAGUGGCUUGUUGAGAAGCAGCAAUCUCAGGGUGACGAGAACAAGAGCUGCACAGAGGAAAGCUGGUUGUGUUUCCUUAGAAAAUGGAUGUGGCAGAAAAGCUACCCGGAAGAGAGUCUACUUAAGUGACUCUGAUAACAAUUCAGUGGAAAUGGAGGGAAACGUGAAAGGCAAGGCUGGGAACAACCGCAAAGUCCUCCGGAAGUGUGCUGCUGUUGCAGCAAACAAGAUAAAGUUAAUGAGUGAUGCAGAAGAUGACUCAAGCUCUGACAGCCUCUGCUCUGGUCGGAAGCUGCCACAUCGCAAUGCGUCAGCUGCGGCCAGGAAAAAGUUGCUGCACAAUUCUGAUGACCAGAGUGCUAAGUCAGAGACAGAAGAGCUAAAACACCAGAGUCUUGCACUGUGGAUGUCUGGUCUUCAUUCUGCCCAGGACAGUGUCAGCGACUCAGACAGUGACUUGCGAGUAGCCCGCAAGAACUGGCAUGCUAAUGGCUGCACACCCCACACUCUGGCAACGUGCAAAACAAAGUUCCUUCCAAUAGAGUCUUCUGAGGAAGACUCCAGAUGUCACGAGUCGGAUAAUGGGCACAACAGCACUGCCGCCCCUUCAACCUCUGGGCAGAAACCUGGGGCAGAGAGCAUCUCUGAGGACGCUGACUCUGAACCAGGGAGCAGUCCGUUAUGUAAGAAUGCACAUCUGGUUAAGAAAGCCAAGAUCUUGAGCGAUUCAGAAGACUGUGAGGAGCAAGCAACAGAGGGUAGGAGAGGUCUCACCGUAGAAGGGAGCCCAGGGCCGGAAGCCUCCAAGAGUGAAGCUAUUCCUGUACCGCAGUGUCUCUCGGGUCGUGGAUCUGAGACUGACGCAGAUUCUGAUGUUGGCACAGUGAAAGAUAAAUUGCACAGCGAUAUGAACGAUUCUUUAUCUCAAGAGAACGGACAAAGCAGAAAAGUUUCCCGGAAAAGGGUCUGUUCCAGUGAUUCGGAAGGCAAUCUACAGGUGAUGAAGAAGUCACCCAAAGAUAAGAGCAAUCUCCCAAGGGUUACUCGAAGUGCCAGUGUGGCUGCUGAUAAAGUCAAGUUCACAGGUGAUGCAGAAAAUGUUGCCUUGGAAACUGUGUGUACUCGAAGCAGAAGGAGAAGGAAAAAGCCCAUCCGGUUGGCUUGUACCGCAGCAAAGAAGGUACUGAGUGGUGGCGAGAAGCUCGCACACUGUGAAGGGGCAGAGGCACGGCAUGCCUGCAGUAGCAAGCUCCCUGAGUCUGAACCCCAGGGCGAUGCAGCAAAUGCCCGCCAGUCUGCGAGUGCAGAUGCAGGUUCUGAAGGGGUUUCCUGUUUGGAGCACACAGGGAGCACACAGGACAGGAAUAUGGAGAGUGUGGGCACAGACAUGCCUCCUAAAACCGGAAGCUCCUCUGCUGGACCUUCUCGGGAAGACCCCACAGGCCACACCCCAGAGAGUAAGAUUAGCUUGUCUUCUGAGUCAGUGUUGGCCCACAAAGCUUCCGCAGAGAAUGCCUUUGAAGAAGACCUGAAUUAUGGACUGCGAAGGUGGAAUGGCAGAAGACUCAGGACGUACGGAAAAGCCCCUUUCAGUAGGGCAGCACAGGCGUCAGCAGAGGCUCCGGGGAAGAGAGAGCAUCCUGAGUUAGACCUCAUGGACAUGCCUGCACAAACAGAGAGUUCAGCCUGUCUGCCAGACACCAGCCCCAAGUCAUCAGAUUUGGGGUCGGCCACGGAAUCCGAUAUUGACUGUACCGACAACACAAAAACCCAAAGGAGGAAAAAAAGGAAAGGAAAAACAAAAGUGGUUAGAAAAGGUAAAACCUUUUCAUCCAACCUGUCUAAAACUGCAAGACAUCAAAGACAGAGUAAAUGUCCUAGGUUAAAUGUGGAUGACAAUGACUGGGAAGAUUUGGACUAUGCAAAAGCUAAAAGAGUUGUUCGGCGCUCAAAAAUAAGAACGAGAAAUCAGGGUAGGAGAACGGUGAGGUACCAUGAUGGGGAAGACGACAGAAGCAUGGAGAAUGCACUAGAGCUCAGUGCUCAGUGACCGCACCUUACGACCUUGCGAGCCAGCGUGCUCACUUGACUGACUGGAAUGUAUUGUGAAAGCUGGCUUACAAUUCAGGGAAUAUAUUUAUAUUUUUCUAUGAAAAGUUUGUGAAUGUGACUAAAUCAUGACUGUUAUUUUUAUUUGCACUUGCUGGUUUUGAAGCAGCAUUCAGCACAGGUGCCAAAAUAUGCUUCAUUUUGGGGGCAGAUCUACUUUGACAGUAUUGAGUACGUACAGCAAGAGUUGGGAGACACGUUAAACACUAGACAACUUGGUUACUCAAACCAGUGAGCAUUACUUUGUAAUAACAGUGUCACGGUUAUUUUCUGAAUUUGUCCAGAAGUGGUAGUUUCUAAACCCCUGCCAUGUAGUAGGAGAAAAAUCCACGUGACCUAUGUUUACAAAAUGCUGAUAAAUAUUAUGUGCAUACUGACAUUAUAAUCAUGGCAAGUGUAACCAUGAUUAGUAGGCGAGGCACCUACCACUUUUUUUUUUUUUUUUUUUUUUUUUUUUUUUUUAAUUCUUUUCCCUGAAGACUUGAGUAGAAUACUUUAUGCCCACAUCUGGUCAUUUUUAUUAAGAUGGCUUCCACUUUCCUUUCCAAAUGCUUGUUGGGUCUUACUCUUUUCUUUUUUAAGGAAAACCUGAUGACUUAAUUGUUUAUAAACUUGAAUUCAUAAAGUGCUGGUAUAUUUUA